AUUGAGUGGCAGAUGAUAUGAUGAAGGAAUUACUACUUCUACGCGACCUUAUGAUCCCGAUACAAAAGCGCGAAGGCCCGGACUUCUUCUUUUCGGACAGAAGUAGAAUCGCAAAGUUCGCCGGAAAACUGCCACAAAGUUAGAACACAAGUAAAACCAAACUUCCACAAUGUCGAGCUCCUCUUCCUCCUCCGGCGGCAAAAAAGUGCCGCGCAGGGGGCGGCAGCGGCGGUCUCAAAUCAACAAACCGCCCGAGCAGCGCUGCUUGAAUUGCGAUGAGGUCAUCCCCGACCCGGAUGCCUGUGCCCUGUACCGGGGCCGCCCCUGCUGUGUCCGCUGCUGGCAGCGCAUCGAGAAACUCGCGGAACGCAACGACCCGGCGUUGCUCAAGUUGUCCGCGAACUUGCAGCAGACCGGAAUGUUCAAGAAUCACCAGGGUGGUCAACAACACGCCGGACCCUCGCGGUACUACAGCAGUCUGGUCGUGAGAGCCCCUCUGUACCUGGGUGGCACGUACUUUCUCUUCGCGACGGUUUUCCGCAACGCCUCAGACGCCUUCCAGCUCUUUAUCCUCCGUGCCUACCUGGACUUGUCGGAUUACUGGCUCGACAAGGGGAGCUGGAUCCGCUUCCUCGGAAUCGACGACUUUCGGAAGUGGUGGCUUGACAUCCCCCCUCCGCCCAGCAACGAAAGAAUCUACCGCGAGUUAACCGGUGAAGAACCGCCCUGGUCCCCGUACUUCAAUAGCGCCGACGGGCGGGCGGUUACUGGAGAGCAAGAAGAAGGGGCUGGUCCGAGCAGUAGUACAACGUCGCCGGACGAGUACAGCAGCAACAGUACCAGCAUCGGAACACAAUUCCCACCGGCGUAUCCACGUGCAGUGUAAAAUGUUUUUGCGUGGUCUGUCGUGCUCGCGCUCAACGCAGCUGCUGUUCGACGAUUUUUGUGUUACUAAUUUGCGUCAGAAUUAUUGUUUGUUGUCAUGAUCUGAUCAUCUCGGCGCCUGGGUCUGGUGGCAUGCUGUUUAAUAGUACUUCUAUCUAAAUUCGAGACGAACCGACCUUCGCAAAACACGCAAAAACUCUUUUCCACCCUCCAUAUUCAAAACGCCAUUCCAAACUUGAACCUCGGGGGUGGCGGACGGUACCCGUACGAGACCAACACUGGUCCGAAGUACUACCCGCCUGGCAACGCGCCGGCGAACAUUUUCGACCUGCUCCCCAAGAUGCCGCCGCCGCUGACGCCGCCGGGAAUGAAGGCCGAAGCGAACAACGACGCCGCAGGACUGCUCAACACGGGAGAUGCAACUGCAAAUGCCGCUUCUGCAAAGGGCGUGGUGUCUUCGUUUGGGAGUUACGUAUCGGGUUUGCUGAGUGGGGACAUCACUGUGGAAGACACGCUGUCGCCCGUUUUGGAUCAGGUGAAGGAGUUUAUGUCAGGCUUCUCCGGAACAUCCCGAAAAAUGAUGUACGCGUGAUCGGGAAGACAGUAGAGUUCGAGGACUUAGAAAGUCGUGUGUCGUCGAUCGCUUUCUGGUCUCGGGCGUUCCAGUUCUUGAAGGAUGCGGGGUGAUGCUCAAAUUCGAGUUGUUCCUCUUCUAUACAACUGUCUAUAGCGUUUACGUUGGUAAAAACGCGUCGUGAUGCAGAACUGCUUUUUGUUUCGAAGAAAUUAGUGACUCAUUCUGAAGUUGUGUGCGUGCCGUGCCAUCAGCUCAGUGUCACUUCUUAGCUGUGAUGAACAAAGUGUUUAUGUUUGAAAAUGACGAGAAUGCGUUUCGUAGUGCCCGCAAGUAGCACCUCGACCUCCAGCAGUACGUACUUCUUCAGCAGUCAGGCUGAUGAAGAUGAAGACGAUGAAUAUGCUUCAUAACCGUAGGUACUUACUGCGACGAAAAGUAUAGCUUGCUUCUACUUCCAGAUCAAAGGGAAAGCAACCAAUGGGACUGUUAC
Messenger RNA from Amoebophrya sp. A120, 1952 nucleotides. NCBI's taxonomy places the organism in Eukaryota, Dinophyceae, Syndiniales, Amoebophryaceae. The record is from the annotation of a GenBank genome assembly.